AUCAUGGCGUCCGUUGGGACCCUCGCCUUCGACGAGUAUGGGCGCCCUUUCCUCAUCAUUAAAGACCAGGACCGCAAGUCCCGGCUCAUGGGGCUGGAAGCCCUCAAGUCUCACAUAAUGGCAGCCAAGGCUGUGGCGAACACCAUGCGAACAUCACUAGGACCGAAUGGGCUGGACAAAAUGAUGGUGGACAAGGAUGGUGAUGUGACGGUGACUAAUGACGGGGCCACCAUUCUGAGCAUGAUGGACGUUGACCACCAGAUUGCCAAGCUGAUGGUGGAGCUCUCCAAGUCCCAGGAUGAUGAGAUCGGAGAUGGGACCACAGGGGUUGUCGUCCUGGCCGGGGCCCUGCUGGAGGAGGCCGAGCAGCUGCUGGACCGCGGCAUCCACCCCAUCAGGAUCGCUGAUGGCUACGAGCAGGCCGCCCGCAUCGCCAUCGAGCACCUGGACAGCAUCAGUGACAGCGUUCUUGUAGACGUGGUGGACACCGAGCCCCUGAUCCAGACGGCCAAGACCACGCUGGGCUCCAAAGUGAUCAACAGCUGUCAGCAGCAGAUGGCGGAGAUCGCGGUCAACGCCAUCCUCACGGUCGCAGACAUGCAGCGCAGGGACGUGGACUUCGAGCUCAUCAAGGUGGAGGGCAAGGUGGGCGGGCGGCUGGAGGACACCACGCUCAUCAAGGGCGUCAUCGUGGACAAGGACUUCAGUCACCCCCAGAUGCCAAAGAAAGUGGAGGACGCCAGGAUCGCAAUCCUCACGUGUCCCUUCGAGCCGCCAAAGCCCAAGACGAAGCACAAGCUGGACGUGACCUCCGUGGAGGACUACAGGGCCCUUCAGAAAUACGAGAAGGAAAAGUUUGAGGAGAUGAUCCGCCAGAUCAAGGAAACUGGAGCCAACCUAGCCAUCUGCCAGUGGGGCUUUGAUGACGAGGCGAACCACUUACUGCUGCAGAACAACCUGCCUGCGGUCCGCUGGGUCGGAGGGCCUGAGAUUGAGCUCAUUGCCAUCGCCACUGGUGGGCGCAUCGUCCCGCGCUUCUCUGAGCUGACACCUGAGAAGCUGGGCUUUGCGGGGCUGGUGAAGGAGAUUUCCUUCGGGACGACCAAGGACAAGAUGCUAGUCAUCGAGCAGUGCAAGAACUCCAGGGCCGUCACCAUCUUCAUCCGCGGGGGCAACAAGAUGAUAAUCGAGGAGGCCAAGCGCUCCCUGCAUGACGCCCUGUGUGUCAUCCGCAACCUCAUCCGAGACAGCCGGGUGGUGUACGGUGGCGGGGCUGCCGAGAUCUCGUGUGCACUGGCCGUCAGCAAGGAGGCGGACAAGUGCCCCACCCUGGAACAGUACGCCAUGCGGGCCUUCGCCGACGCACUGGAGGUCAUCCCCAUGGCCCUCUCGGAGAACAGCGGUAUGAACCCUAUCCAGACAAUGACGGAGGUGCGCGCCCGGCAAGUGAAGGAGAUGAACCCGGCGCUGGGCAUCGACUGUCUGCACAAGGGCACCAACGACAUGAAGCAGCAGCACGUCAUUGAAACUUUGAUCGGGAAGAAGCAGCAGAUUUCACUGGCGACACAGAUGGUGCGGAUGAUCUUGAAGAUCGAUGACAUCCGCAAGCCCGGGGAAUCUGAGGAGUAG
Molecule: messenger RNA, 1629 nt
Organism: Elephantulus edwardii (Cape elephant shrew)
Lineage: Eukaryota; Metazoa; Chordata; Mammalia; Macroscelidea; Macroscelididae
Gene: CCT5
Product: chaperonin containing TCP1, subunit 5 (epsilon)
Exons: 11
Coding region: 4-1629 (541 amino acids)
Biological process (GO): protein folding
Cellular component (GO): chaperonin-containing T-complex
Molecular function (GO): ATP-dependent protein folding chaperone; ATP binding; ATP hydrolysis activity
Source: RefSeq, a predicted model, not a curated record